Messenger RNA from Peromyscus californicus insignis, 983 nucleotides. RefSeq names its product N-acetyltransferase 8-like. The record is from RefSeq and is a predicted model, not a curated record. Bases 189 to 875 code for a protein of 228 amino acids. Gene Ontology annotation, molecular function: N-acetyltransferase activity. NCBI's taxonomy places the organism in Eukaryota, Metazoa, Chordata, Mammalia, Rodentia, Cricetidae. The transcript has 2 exons.
ACAGUCAAUGAGAUUUAGCCCUGUGUUCCUGAAAGCCGUGGCCCCACACCAGCUGCCAUAUUGCCUGAGGUCUGUUCAACUUAGAAGUGGAUACAAAGCAUCUUCAGUGCUCAAGGGCUAUAAGGAAGCAACUCAAGCAGAUUGGAAUGUGUCUCCUGGAUGCUGAGAUUUGAGACAAAGCUUUCCCCAUGGCUCCUUAUCACAUCCGCCAGUUCCAGGAGAGGGACUACAAACAGGUCAUAGACUUGUUCUCCAGGGGCAUGGAGGAGCACAUCCCUGCCACCUUCCGCCACCUGCUGAAACUGCCCCGAACCCUCCUGCUCUUAAUUGGGGUGCCUCUUGCCAUAGUCCUGGUGUCUGGCUCCUGGCUCCUGGCUGUUGUAUGCAUCGUCUUUCUGCUUCUAUUCUUGUGGUUCCUUGCCGGCCAGCCCUGGAAGAAUCAUGUGUCCAUGUGUUUGCACACAGACAUGGCUGACAUCACUAAGUCCUACCUGAGUGUGUCUGGCUCGGGUUUCUGGGUGGCUGAGUCUGGGGGACAGGUAGUGGGUAUAGUGGCUGCUCGGCCAGUCAAGGCUCCCCCAUCAGGGAGGAAGCAGCUGGAGCUUUUUCGCCUGUCUGUGUCCUCACAGCAUCGAGGACAGGGGAUGGCGAAAGCCCUGGUCAGAACUGUCCUCCAGUUUGCACGGGACCAGGGCUACAGUGACCUUGUCCUUGAGACCAGUGUCAUACAGCAAGGUGCUGUGAGCCUCUAUGAGGCUAUGGGAUUCCAGACGACAGGCCUAUUCUUACUGGACAGCAUUGUCGGAAGAGUCAUUGACUUUUUUGUAAUUCGUUUCAUGUACCCUCUCCCUUCUGCUCAGGAACCCAGACUUUGAUCUUAUUUCUUUCCAUAUCUGCCACGCUCCAUUUCACUGUGCUGUAACAAGGAAACCCUGAUAUUUCAGUGGACAAAUAAUAAAGGCAGCUUUUUCAGACUCUUUCAA